AGUGCAAACCUGCGAGAGAAGCGGCGAUUGCAGACGGCCAUCUUAGAGCUGCCGUCAACACCGCGGAUUCAUCUCCUGAUUUUUCUUUUCUCGUUAGAUAACCCCUCCGCCGACAGUAGUAGAACGAGAACAGGAAGAAAAGAGGGGGGAAAAGGCGUGUGUGUUGAAGUUUGUCGCGGCUGAACUCGAAGUCGGGAUGCGGUUCCGAAGGAAUAAACUCUUUGCAUCCGCCGUCGGACUGGUCCUGUCGUUGGUGUGCGCGCUGGAUGCGGCUAAAGUCAACAAGCACAAGCCAUGGAUAGAGACAACAUACCAUGGCAUCGUGACAGAGAACGAUGACAAAGUGCUGCUGGACCCCCCCUUAAUUGCACUGGACAAGGAUGCGCCGCUACGCUACGCAGAGAGUUUUGAGGUGACCCUCACUGAAGAAGGCGAGAUUUGCGGCUUCAGGAUCCAUGGACAGAAUGUCCCCUUUGAAGCUGUGGUCCUGGACAAGUCCAGUGGUGAGGGAAUCAUCCGGGCCAAGGAAAAGUUAGACUGCGAGCUGCAGAAGGAACACACCUUCACCAUCCAAGCAUAUGACUGUGGAGAGGGACCUGACGGUGCCAACAUGAAGAAAUCACACAAGGCCACUGUCCACAUACAGGUGAAUGACCUUAACGAGUACUCGCCAGUAUUCAAAGAGAAGUCCUACAAAGCCACCGUCAUCGAGGGAAAGAAAUAUGAUAGCAUCUUGAAGGUGGAGGCAGUGGACGCAGACUGCUCUUUCCAGUUCAGUCAAAUCUGCAACUAUGAAAUCGUCACCCCGGAUGUGCCCUUCACCAUUGACAAAGAUGGCUUCAUCAAGAACACCGAGAAACUAAACCACGGCAGAGAGAACAUGUAUAAGCUGACUGUGACCGCUUAUGACUGUGGGAAGAACCGUGCCUCUGAGGAUGUUCUGGUCAAGAUCAGCAUUAAGCCAACUUGCAAACCCAGCUGGCAAGGCUUCAAUAAGAGGAUUGAAUAUGAGCCAGGCACAGGAAGCUUGGCACUUUUUCCCAGUAUGCACCUGGAGACCUGUGAUGAGCCAAUCACGUCCAUCAGAGCCACAAUUGAACUAGAAACCAACCAUAUUGGAAAGGGCUGUGACCGCGACACCUACUCUGAGAAGUCCCUGCACAAGCUGUGCGGAGCCAGCUCUGGUACGAUGGAACUGCUGCCAGCACCCAGCAGCUCUGCCAACUGGACGGUAGGGCUACCGACUGAUAACGGGCAUGACAGCGACCAGGUGUUUGAGUUCAAUGGCACCCAGGCUGUCAAGGUUCCUAAUGGCUUGGUGAGCACCAGCCUGAAGGAGCUCUUCACCAUCUCUGUGUGGAUGAGACAUGGCCCCGGGGCCCACGAGAAGGAGACCAUCCUUUGCAACUCUGACAAGACAGACAUGAACAGGCACCACUAUUCACUCUACGUGCACAACUGCAGGCUGAUCCUUCUCCUCCGUCAAGAUCCAUCGGAGGUGGAGAACUACAAACCAGCCGAGUUCCACUGGAAACUCGAGCAGGUGUGUGACAAAGAGUGGCAUCACUAUGUGCUGAAUGUGGAGCUCCCCACGGUGACGCUGUUUGUGGAUGGAUCUACUUUUGAACCCUUCCUGGUCACAGAGGACUACCCACUGCAUGCCUCCAGGAUUGAGACUCAGCUCACCAUUGGUGCUUGCUGGCAAGAAAACUCGGGACAUGACAAUGACACUGAGACAGUCUCUGAGUCUUCCUCAGGCGGAAAUGCACGCAUGGCCCAGUUUUUCCGUGGAAACCUUGCAGGGCUGAUGAUUCGCUCAGGCAAACUGGAGAACAAGAAGGUUAUUGACUGUUUGUACACUUGCAAGGAGGGCCUCGAUGUGCAGCUGCCCGAGGAGGUAGCUUCCACGGUUAAGGUGGAGUUUAACCCCAACCAGUCCUCCCUGACUGUCGAGGGGGACGACAUUGAUGCCUUUGACAAGGUCAUGCAGCACAUCUCCUACUUGAACUCCCGCCAGUUCCCCACACCCGGCAUCAGACACCUUCGCAUCUCCACCACUGUCAAAUGCUUCAACGAGGAGUCCUGCGUGACCAUGCCGGAUGUUGAAGGUUAUGUGAUGGUGCUGCAGCCUGAGGAGCCCAAGAUCAGCCUGAGUGGCAUUGACCACUUUGCCCGCAGCGCUGCCGAAUUUGAGAGCCAAGAAGGCGUGACAUUGUUCCCUGAGCUGCGCAUCGUCAGCACCAUCACCCGCGAGGUGGAGACCGACACGGAGUCUCUAGCCACAGAGGGAGCGGAUGAUGACCCCACAGUGCAAGAGACAGUGGUGUCCGAGGAGAUCAUGCACAACCUGGACACAUGCGAAGUGAACGUGGUGGGUGAUGAACUGGAUGCGGAGCACGAGGGCCUUGAGGUGGACAUGGACCAGCUCCAGCAACGCAGCCUGGAGAUGAGCUCUUCUCACCUCGGCCUCGUCAUCACAGGCGUGAACACCAUGGCCAACUACGAGCAGGUCCUGCAUCUCAUCCGUUACAAGAACUGGCACACCGAGGCGCUCUUCGACAGGAAAUUCAAACUGGUGUGCUCUGAGCUCAACGGGCGCUACAUAAGCAAUGACUUCAAGGUCGAGGUGAAUGUAAUCCACACAGCCAGCACCAUGGAGCAGCUCAGCAAUGCCUUGCUGCAGCCCAACUUCAUCAACCCUGUACAUCAGGCCUCCGUGGACCUGUCUGGUCACAACCUGGUCAACGCUCACCAAGCGUCAGUGGUUCCCAGCGCAGCCACCAUCGUCAUCGUCGUCUGCGUCAGUUUCCUGGUGUUCAUGAUCAUUCUGGGCGUGUUCCGGAUCCGGGCCGCACACCAGCGCACCAUGAGGGACCAGGAGAACGGCAAGGAGAACGAGAUGGACUGGGAUGACUCUGCCCUCACUAUCACCGUCAACCCUAUGGAGACUUACGAAGACCAGCACAGCAGUGAGGAGGAGGAGGAAGAGGAGGAGGAGAGUGAGGAAGGGGAGGAGGAAGACGACAUCACAAGCGCCGAGUCGGAGAGCAGCGAGGAUGACGAGGGCGGCGAGCAGGAGGACCAGCAGGGGGCCAGCAGACAGCAGCAGCUGGAAUGGGACGACUCCACCCUCACCUACUAGAACACACAUGCACAUGCAUAUGCGCACACACACACACACACACAUCACUAAUUGCACUCAUUCAGAUGUUCAUCUUCACUACAUGAAUACAAGGAGCCGUGAUGUUAAAAAAAAAAAAAAAAAAAUCCUGGUCAAGAUUUCCCUCUUGUCAUCUUAGUGGAGGUACUCAAUGUUGUGUAGUCAUCCGCCACUUGUUUUAUUUAAUUUAUUGUAUUUGCAGUCAGAGGAAAUCUUGACCAAAAUUCCUUUUCCAGUGUGUGAGGAAGCCAACCGUGCACUUUUUAGUUUUCUCUCCCACACAAGGCUUCAGAAUCAUUUUAGAUUUGUUUUUGCAGCUUAAAAUCCACCCUGGUAGACCAGUGACUUGAAUUAACUCUUUUAGCAGCUAGACCACCAUUUGCUUGGUUUUCUUUGCAUUUUAACCUUUUAGUGCAUGACGAAGUCAUAUGUGUAGAGCGAUCCAUUGGUUUUUAAAGAUGUUGUAAAUAUUAAGAAACCAUGUAAUUAGUCAAUGUGCUCGUGAAGGCCUCCGCCACAGGGUCCAAUAUCUACAAAUGCUUAGUAUUUGUGUCACGCAUGUUGUAGCAUGUCGCUGAAAAUCUGUACAAAAGUGUUGGCUUUCAUGACCAAUGUUGUAGGGAUUAUUUUUUUGAAAACCUGUUUCUGCUCUCAAUUUCGCACAGAGGAGACACGCGUCGUUUUACUUGCACGCGCGCCCUUUUCAUUCCUGCUUGAUCUCACCGUUGUACAGACGAGAUUUACAGUGUGCAAAUGGACGACGGUUGUUAAGGUGGGCCGUGAGCAGCUUUAAAAGACAACCUUCCAUCCUCAGCGUAUUUCAAAAAUUAGCACACCAGCUCCAAGUAAAGCGUCUUGUGACCUGUAAAGUAAAUUGUCCACGGCACGGCUGUUUUAAUGUCAACUAAUAUUCAAGCAUUUAUCUCCAUGUGAAAACAAUUGGGUGUUGGACUGAAUAUUGGACAGUAGGACUGCAGAGCUUGUUUACAUUUCGUAAACUACAGUCCUCCCACUCAUCAAAAAUGACUACGUUUUGAUUCUCCUCCCGGACAACGUUGUAUAUAUCAUUUCCCAAAUGUACCUUACAUGCACACGAAUAAGGAGCAGAUGUGGUCCCCUUUUACACUGCCUCUUCAAACUGCCAUUUACUUAUUUAUAAAUGGCGCCAGCAGACAGAUGAGUGAUGCCAACCCUCCCCAUUUCCUGGAAGGCCCAGGCGGCAGUAGUCUGCAGAACGCCGGAAAUUAUGGCCAUCGAAUAGUUUCCGAACUUUUGCAUUAGAAAAAUGCCACCAAAUGGAAAUGCAGGAGACUGAAAACACGAUCUUGUCUCAGUUUACUCAAAAAUUGAAAUGUGAAAUCUGAGCCUGUUUAGUUUAACACAAAGCUAUUCUUUUGUAUGAAUGGCAACAGGUGGAUAUGCAGGUUGUUUGGAUGUUCUGCAAUCUAGUGGAAGAACAUUUUAUUGUUCUGCCUGUCACUGUAUGUCGCUGGCAUAAAUAGAGGAACUAAGAUACAAGUAUGUUUUUUUUUAAUAAAUCAUUUUCAAAACAAUUAAGUCAAGUUGAAUAAUUUAAUGUGCCACAGCUGAGCUGUGGCACACUCAUUGUCAUGUUUGUUACUUAUCUUUUUGCUCAGUCUGAGUGGGCCUUGAAUUCAUGAAGUUAAAAUUAAAAAGUCAUUUUACAACAAAGUAAGAUGGAAUCAAAGGUUAUAAUUAAACGAACGAAGUCAACAUUUUUGUAAGGAUGCUGACAUAUUUUGAGGAAGAAAAGAAAAAGUCUGGAAAAAAGUACCAAUGAGAAUAUACAGAAAGAAACUUGACGUGAAUGGCGCAUUAUUUUGGGAUCAGAAGAAUUAGAUGUCUGGAUUUUAGUUGAUCCUCAUUUUUGGGAAAUCUGGAGGGUCGGUAUCUCUGGAAUGGGGGGUACCAAAUCAACUUGGCAAUUUUUUUGCCUUUGGAGGUUGUAUCGGAACCGUAAUAGAGUGCCCGAAAGGCGGGCCUUGACAUGCUCUUCUCCCGUCCCGAUGCCUGGACAGCAGUUGUCGCUGUUGAAAGACUUGAAUCUUAUUGUCGAUGUCACAAUUGCGGCAACAUCUCACUUUGCUGCAUUCUGUGUAAAAUGGCAAAGACGGGUAAAUGGUGGAAAUUCUGUUAUGGCUCCUAUGAGUUGAAGAGGCUGAUGAGAACAAUGUCGUUUUGCAUGCAAAUAUGCUUAGAAUGAUUUUUGUGCAAAGUCCCCUCUGUAGGCCUGAUGAUGGGAGUGCCUUUUGCUGGCCAUAGUGCAAUGAGCAGAUGUAACAAAGCCCUUGCUUCGAUUAAUGCCGUUUAAGUUGUUGUUGUUAAUUUGUAACUGUAAACUGGUCGGUUUCUUACUGACGUUAAUGAGUCUGUCUUAACAAUAAAGCGCGGCUAGUUUUGAUUUUACACACUGUCGAUUUGUCCAUGUUGAUGUGUAGCUGCUGUAGAUCCAUUGUGUAUCUUCUAUAGAUAUUGUCCCUAAUCCACCUUUAACCAGAUGUACAGUACGUAAUGACAAAGCUUUGGCAGCAUACGCGAGUAUCCUGUGUGUGUGAGUGUGUAGUGGCAUUUUCUUGUUGGGAAUCACAUUUCAAAUGUGUGCGUGUGUGCACCAACAAAUCACAUUUGUGAUCAGCCCCAUUGAGCGACACAUCACUCUCCCUAAUUGAAUGUCUCAGCAAUACUGCUAGAGUGAAACAAUAACACUUAAAGUAUUAAAGUCGCAUGAACCACAAGUUAGUCAACAUCUCAUGAUGUGUGAGACUGGAGUGCGGAGACGUGAUCCACUUAUUCCUUCACACAUCCACCCCCCCCCCCCCCAAGGUUUUCUUUGACAUAUUUGCUCAAAAUGUGGAAAUGUUUUGAGAGUUGGUGGUGGAAGUUUCCUUUGUGCUUCUCGGACCUGCUUUCACUUUUCUACUACCAAUAGAGAGGCAAACUAUAGUCAAGUUGAUGCUUGCUCGUGAACAAAAUAAAGGAGAAUGUAAUGGAA
Messenger RNA from Phyllopteryx taeniolatus (common seadragon), 6173 nucleotides. It is a transcript of the gene clstn1, whose product is annotated as calsyntenin 1. Gene Ontology annotation, cellular component: postsynaptic membrane; cell surface. Gene Ontology annotation, molecular function: kinesin binding; calcium ion binding; X11-like protein binding. The transcript has 19 exons. Lineage: Eukaryota; Metazoa; Chordata; Actinopteri; Syngnathiformes; Syngnathidae. The record is from RefSeq and is a predicted model, not a curated record. The coding region runs from base 197 to 3142 and encodes 981 amino acids. Gene Ontology annotation, biological process: positive regulation of synapse assembly; homophilic cell-cell adhesion; positive regulation of synaptic transmission.